GUUCACCGGCCGCCAGCCAGAAGUAGGAAGAAGCUUGUCGAGGCAAGUCGUACGGUUCUCGGAGGCUGCUGCACGGUCCCGGUCGGUGUGUUUGAAUUGCCUUUGCCGCGGCAGCAUAGGGUCGCGCGCGGUAUCGUUCUCGCAAAGCCAACCACCCUUCAAAAAAAAACCGUUUCCAUCAUCGAUUUCGUUGCACAUUGGUGUGGUGUGUGUUAAAGGCGCGCGUGCGCUGCGAUUUUCUUGCCACUGUUUAGGGACUAACACAGCAAAGGGUGUGCGUGUGAGAGUGCGUUUCUGCUGGAAGUUUAACCAUCGACAGGAAGAGAGAUAUUGGGUGCAUCCUUUCGAGAGUGUGUGGUUUGCACCUGCCUCUGUCGGGAUUUUUCCGUACGCGAUUGUUCCUCUGGCAGGCAGAAUGGAAUUAAAGGCGAGAAAGGUGUACGUUACCGGAUAUGAGCAGCUUGACCGGGUGCCAUAACAAGAGCCGCCCCGAGUACAGUGUGGUGUGAGGUGUUGGCUUUUUCUGCAAAUUUUAUGGGCUUUAAAAAAAACAGUGUUUUAAAGGAGAUUUGUGAGAUAAUUGGUGAAUGAUGUAUCUUGCUGAUUGAUUGUGCAAGAAAAGAAAAUUGAAAGUAACAGAUAGUUUUGGGUAAAAAACACCAAACUGUGAGUUGAAGAAAUUGGUGCAUGAAUAAAACUAGUGAAUUUUUUAAAUUUUCGAAAAAUCAACAAAAUUAUUACAUCUGCAAAGUAAAUAAACAAAACCGUACAGAAGAUCAUAAGAAAGGGAAAAAACAACGUGAAUAUUAAUAUCGACCUUUUUCCCCGUCCAUCGAGCUGUGUUCCCUGUUCAUUAAAAAAGAUCCUUAAAAAUUUGAAGCAAACUCCGGCUCGUUUGAAGUUGUCGUUCUGUAGAACAGCCCGAAAAGUAACUGAAGUGUAAAAAAUUACCUUCUUUCCCCCGAAAGCAUCUUCUAUGCGGCGAUACAACAACAACCAAACAAAUCCUAACCGUAAGCACGCUGUGAUGAAAAUGCCAAUUUUCCAUCAGUCAGGGAAAACGAGCUCCAACUGAGUGGAAGAAAACGUGAAACGUGCUCUAGUGUUUGUGGUUUUGGUGUGGUCCCGGCUUUGUGUAUUUGUGCUCGUGUGUGUGUGUGUGUAUGUUUAUGCUUAAUGUUUGUGGUUGGUGUGUAUAUGAUUUGCAUAUAAAUUGAUCAGUGUGCGGUGUUAUACUCGCUGCUCGUUCAAACCCAUCCACCCAAGGCAGGCCUUGUGUUCUGCCGGAGUGCUUGCGAAAAGGUGAUUUCGGUGUAACGCAAAGUUCCGAUUAUCUUCACGUGUGCUAAAGGUGUGUUUAUUCGUGUGUGUGUUUUCAAAAGCCAGUGUCCCCUUAAAAAAUCCCACAAGUGUCGGUGUCGGUUGUCUGUCGCAGUCCGCCUCGUCGAAGGACCAGCCAGCGGUGAAUGGUGAAGCACCUUCGCAGGUUGCUGCUGCGUGUGCUAGUGCUCCGCGGACUCCGGCAGGGAGUUCGGACCAUCGUCGCCAAGCUAGCCGGUGCGUCGCGUCGCGGCCAACGCCGUCCGUAGGCAUGGAGGAGGAACUGCGCUGUCCGGUGUGCAAGCAGCUUUACGCCAGCCCGGUACUGCUGCCCUGCUAUCACGCGCUCUGUCUCGCCUGUGCGCUGGACAUUCAGACGGCCUCCUCGUCGUCGUCGUCGACGGCCGGCUCGUCUUCCUCCUCCACCGCUUCGUCCUCCUCGUCGGCGGGCCAUCCGCCCUGCCAUCCGGCCAUUGCAGCGGCCCAUCUGCACCAGUCGCACUCGCAGCACUCGUCCGCCGCCAGCACGGGCAGCUCGAGCGCUACCGAGAGCGUCUCGUCCGACCAGGACCAGGCGGACAAGGUGAGCAUCCUGAGCGAGGCGGACUCGGGCGUCAUCUGCUGCACGUCGCGGCCGGGCUCGUACGCCGGCACGCCCAACCUACAGGGGCUGCUGUUUCCGCCGGCCGGUUCGGGCGGGUCAGUGUACUCGCUCGCGUGCCCCGUGUGCCGGAAGCUGGUGUUCUUUGACGAGCUGGGCGCCCGCAAUCUGCCCCUGUACCGGGCGAUGGAGUCGAUAGUGGAUCGGUUCUGCGAGCGGGAGGCACUGCGCUGCCAGAUGUGUGAAACCGAGCCGCCGAAGGUGGCGACCGUCAUCUGCGAGCAGUGCGAAAUCCGGUACUGUGACGCGUGCCGGGAGCUGUGCCAUCCGGCGCGCGGCCCGCUGGCAAAGCACAGCCUGACCAAGCCGAGGGGAGCGUGUCAGCUGCGGGAGUCGAUCUGUGGCGAGCACACGGAACCGCUGACGAUGUACUGCAUGGGGUGCAAGCUGCCCAUCUGCAAUCAGUGCAUCGGGGACAACCGGCAUCAGUCGCACGACCUGCAGUCCAUUACGGCGAUGUGCAAAGCUCAGAAGACUGAACUAUCCCACAACCUACAGCAGCUCUCGGAAAAGGCGCGUUCGACAACGGAAUUCAUCCAAAGACUGAAGGGAAUGAGCGAUAAAGUGACGGAUUCGUGCAUCGAGUUCGAGCGGCUGGUGACGGUACAGUGCGAAGCGCUGAUAGCGGCCAUUAACGCCCGAAGGGACGUCCUGCUCGAUGUAAUACGAAGCGAUAAGGAAGCCAAAAUACGCACGCUAAAGGAUCAACAGGCAAGCUGUACAGGGAAGCUUCAGCAAACUACUGGCCUCAUUCAGUUCUGCAUCGAAGCGCUGAAGGAAACGGAUAGUGCAGCAUUCUUGCAGGUGGGCUCCAUGUUAAUUAACCGCGUCGCCAACACGGACAUGACCUGGCACCAGGAGGUCACGAAUGCGGCCCCACGCGUAUCGCCAAUUAUCGAUCUCACGCUCGACGACUCGUCGGUGAUACGCGCCAUCGAUAAUCUCAACUUCAUUCAGAUGAAGCCCGCCAAGGAGGGCGAGGAACGGCUACCGGCAGUGCCCCUAGCACCCGUCAUCAUCCCGGAGGACUGUUCGGCGGAGAACAACUCGGUAACUGUUGCAUGGCAGGCGCCAAGCCACUCGUUCGUGCAAGGAUACGUGCUGGAGCUGGACGACGGCAAUGGUGGCGAGUUCCGGGAGGUCUACUGCGGCAAGGAAACGAUCUGCACCGUCGACGGGCUACACUUCAACUCGAUGUACAACGCACGUGUUAAAGCCUUCAACAACACUGGCGAGGGUGAAUACUCCGAGCUUAUUGGAUUACAGACGGCAGAAGUUGCCUGGUUCACAUUCGAUUCGGUCCUGAGCGGGGGCCCCUGUUCCGGGCUGAACUUCUCGAGCGAAAACCAAACCGUCUCGGCGGACGGCUGGGAGCAUCGGGUGGCGCUCGGGUCGGUCGGGUUUUCGCGCGGCGUCCACUACUGGGAGUUUACCAUCGACAAGUACACCGCCGACACGGAUCCGGCCUUUGGCGUGGCGCGGCUAGAUGUGGCCCGCGAUAAGAUGCUCGGCAAAGACGACAAGGGUUUUGCGAUGUACAUCGAUCGGCAGCGGUCCUGGUUCCAGCACAACAGCGUGCACGAGCGGCGUGUCGAGGGUGGCAUCUCGACGGGCAGUACGGUCGGCGUGCUGCUUGACCUCGAACGGCACACGCUACACUUCAUCGUGAACGAGAUGCCGCAGGGCUCGGUGGCGUUCCGCGAUCUGUACGGCGUGUUCUAUCCGGCCGUCAGCGUCAAUCGUGGCGUAACGCUGACCCUGCACACCGGCCUGGAUGCGCCGCGGAUGGACUACCACUAGGGAGCGGUACGGGGUUUUGCAGUUGGGUUACACGGAUCGAUAAGAUGAACAUCACAACACACCCACCCCCUCCAUCGGCUUCUGUCGUACGCCCACGGGGCACGGGUAAGAGAUAGCAGACGAUGAUGGUGGCGAGGAGACGCGAUUCCUUUUUUGCAUAUAGCUUGUGGCGUGUAGAAAUUAGAAUAUUAGAGAAUGUAGUUUAAGAAGCUAUUUUUUUUUAUUUACAAAAACUCAGUCACAGACAAAUGAGAAGGUUAGCAUUUAGGAGAAGCAUUUUGGUUUUUGUUUUAUGCGUAUGUAUGUUUCCUUCUGAUUUUAGCACCACUGACCUGAAUCCAUACGUUCCCAUGCGGUGACACAAAUUGUACAACUCGCUCAUAAUCGCUACACAAACAAUCAAAUGUUUGUCGAAAAUGUCGAACCAAAAUGUCCCAACCGCAGCAGCAGAAAGAGAAGAAAGGUAAAGGUAAAAAGGUUAAGCACUGAACCGCAUGGGCAUGUCUCUCCCACAGGCGUGAACUCCGAACCGGACCGAACGCCAUCUAUAUCGCUCGGUUUUCAUCACUGGACACGAUUUUUUCGCGACCUUAGCUCACCUCCGUACCCUUACUGGGGAGGGCAGGAAAUGCUAAUAGAAAUGUACCGAAUUGGUAGCCACAGCCACAUAUCGGCACGGUGGGAGAUGAGCUCUAGCGCAGGAUUUGCAUUUUGCUCGUUUACCAAAUCCCCCUGCCCUGGCCGUGAGGUUGAACAACCCGAAAGGUAAUUUCUCGGGCACGGCUCUAAGCCCAUUCGAGUAAGCCUUCUUUCUCUCUCUCUCUCUCUCUCGUAGCGCACCAAAGAAACCCCAAAUCAGCUCAAUCUUUGAACGUACCGGCCGGGCAGUGAAAGCGGCAAAUUUACGUUACCUUUGCGGGCAGGCACGUGCAGGCGCUAUGGGGCACGUUGCCACGCUGCGCCCAAUUAAUGCACAAACACACAGGAAGAAAAGAAAACAACAAUAAUACACCGCGGACGGAUCGCGGUCGAUUAACAUUGGGUAUGCUAAUGCAAACCAGUGUUUGCACUCGGGUUUGAUACAAGAUAACGCCAACACAUAUUCCCAUUUGCAUUCUGUGCCUGGAGGACCUAUCCGUUGGAGGAGCUAUCCAGCUAGCGUGGCAUUUUAUUUAUUUUAGCCUCAUACAGUUGGAGGCUUUUUGUUUACAA
This is a messenger RNA of Anopheles gambiae (African malaria mosquito), 4993 nucleotides long. RefSeq names its product E3 ubiquitin-protein ligase TRIM9 (gene Trim9). Gene Ontology annotation, molecular function: protein binding; zinc ion binding. Bases 1592 to 3781 code for a protein of 729 amino acids. The record is from RefSeq and is a predicted model, not a curated record. Lineage: Eukaryota; Metazoa; Arthropoda; Insecta; Diptera; Culicidae. The transcript is spliced from 10 exons.